Molecule: messenger RNA, 450 nt
Organism: Hypoxylon fragiforme
Lineage: Eukaryota; Fungi; Ascomycota; Sordariomycetes; Xylariales; Hypoxylaceae
Product: DNA-directed RNA polymerases I
Exons: 2
Coding region: 1-450 (149 amino acids)
Biological process (GO): DNA-templated transcription
Cellular component (GO): RNA polymerase I complex; RNA polymerase II, core complex; RNA polymerase III complex
Molecular function (GO): DNA-directed RNA polymerase activity
Source: RefSeq, a predicted model, not a curated record
AUGUCCAACCUAGCUGCGGGCGACGCCCAACUCUUCGAAGACACCUUCACGGUGACCUCGUACGACCAGAGCAAGUACGACCGCGUCGCACGUAUCGGGGGCACCUCGACGGACAACCUGACGCAGCUAUCUCUCGACAUCAACACGGAGCUAUUUCCUGUGCGGGUGGGACAUAACCUCGAAGUCGUGUUGGCCACGAGCCUGUCUUUAGACGGCUCCAAGGACGACGACGAUGACAAGGGUUGGCGCCACGUCCGCGGCGAGAGCUCGCUCGCUGACAUGUAUGACUACGUCUGCCACGGAAAGAUCUAUAAGUUUGAGGAUGGUGCGGAUGGCCAGACUAUCCGAGCUUACAUCUCCUUCGGCGGCCUACUGAUGAUGCUUGAGGGCCCAUACAAGAAGCUGACACCGCUGCGUGUCGACAACACCUACCUGCUGGUCAAGAAAUGA